Molecule: messenger RNA, 1179 nt
Organism: Micromonas pusilla CCMP1545
Lineage: Eukaryota; Viridiplantae; Chlorophyta; Mamiellophyceae; Mamiellales; Mamiellaceae
Exons: 1
Coding region: 1-1179 (392 amino acids)
Source: RefSeq, a predicted model, not a curated record
AUGUGCCACGACGGCGCGGCGCUGAACCCGUUCAGAGGGCGGAAGGACGCGGCGCGGAUGAGCGACGAGGACAAGUUCCUGUUCGACACGAACGGCUUCGUCGUCGUUCGCGGCGUCUUCGGCGCGGACGACCUGCGACGAUUCCACGCCGCGAUCGACGCGCACGCCGACCGAAUACACGAGCGCAAAGGCCAGCUUCGGCUCACCGCGAACCGAACGCCUCUGAGCGGCGACGGCGUGACCGGUCGCAAGGACCUCGCGGGGUUCCUCGGAUGGGAAACGCCUCACCGGGAGCCGUUUCGCGACGUCCUGACGCACCCGCGGCUGCUCCCGUACCUCCACGAGCUCGUCGGACCCGGAUACCGACUCGACCACAACCCGCUGCUCAUCCUCCAAGACCCGGGCAGCGAGGGGUUCGAAUUCCACGGCGGCAGCACGCUGGACAGCGGCGAGUGGAACCACCCGCUGGGGUACCAGUUCAACCACGGGAAGAUGCGGUGCAACCUUCUCGCGUUCGCGGUGCACCUGACGGACGUGAAGGAGGGAGAGGGCGGUUUUUGCGUGAUCCGCGGAUCGCACAAGUCGAACUACGCGUGCCCGGCCGCGAUCAAGCGAUACGAGCGCGCGGUCGAGCACGCGCAUCAGCCCGCGAUCGACGCGGGCGACGUCGUCGUGUUCACCGAGGCGACGACGCACGGGACGCUGCCGUGGAGAGGCGCGUCGCAGCGGCGGAACGUCAUCUAUCGCUUCUCGCCGGCGACAAACGCGUACGGCCGAGGGUGCGCGCUCGCUUCUGUCGCUCGCAUUUUUCACCCCAUCCCGGUUUCAAACGUCGACCGCGACGUCCGUUCGACUGACCCACGUCGGCGUUCGCUUCGCGCGUCGCAGGUACGCCGAGAACGGGUGGCCGAGCGCGUUUCUGGAGGGCAUGACGGACGCGCAGGUGCGUUCGAUACAAACGUGAAUUUCACCCAUCGCUCGCUUUCAACAUUUGAUCGCGUUUCCUUUCAACUGACCGAUGAACUGCUCGCGCAGCGGAGCGUGAUGAACCCGCCGUAUCACCCGCGUCUGAACCGGACCGUCGUCGCGGAGGACGGCGUGCGCGCGAUCGAGGCGGCGCCGAGGGAGAAGCACAAGGUGGACUUCGACCGCGCGGUGUUCAAGCAGGACUACUUUUGA